This is a messenger RNA of Exophiala bonariae, 1653 nucleotides long. RefSeq lists its product as uncharacterized. The transcript has 3 exons. Gene Ontology annotation, cellular component: plasma membrane. The coding region runs from base 1 to 1653 and encodes 550 amino acids. Gene Ontology annotation, biological process: transmembrane transport. Gene Ontology annotation, molecular function: transmembrane transporter activity. The record is from RefSeq and is a predicted model, not a curated record. Lineage: Eukaryota; Fungi; Ascomycota; Eurotiomycetes; Chaetothyriales; Herpotrichiellaceae.
AUGGCGCUCGGCAUCCUCGAACCAGCGGUCGAACAUGUGCCCGGCACUGUCUUCGUCUACGAUGCCCAACAACGACAGACGGCUCUGUUGGACUCUGCUCACCAUCUCAAGAGAGACAAGACUGGGAAAAUCAUACUCGUACCGCAACCAUCGGCUGAUCCCAACGAUCCUCUGAACUGGCCAUUGUGGCAGCGCGAUCUCAUCCUUGCCAUUCUCUGCUUCGUGUCCUGCGUCGCAACGACUGCAUCACCUCUUCUGGCCGCUGAUUCCACCACCCUUGUAAUAGUGUUCAAGAGGACGUUCCAGGAUGCAGCACUAUUGACUGCAUAUCACUUGGUCGGAGUGGGGGUCGCUGGUUGGCUCUUCGUCGCUUCGGCAAGAGUUUGGGGCAAGCGACAUUUAUUCCUCUUUGGCGCUCUACUCAUGGUUGUCAGUUCUGCAUGGGGCGGCUCAACUCAUAAGAAACACAAUUAUGCUAGCCUUCUAUGGAGUCGUGUCUUCCAGGGUGUUGCGCUCGCACCUUUCGAAGCCCUGGUCAAUGCUUGCGUUGGUGAUCUAUAUUUUGUCCAUGAACGCGGAGUGCGUAUGGCCAUUACAAACACAUGUCUCUUUGGGGGAGCAUUUCUCACCCCAGUAUUCGUGGGUAUGAUUGCGGCCAAGUUGGGUUGGCAAUGGAGCUUCUACAUCCUCGCAGUUAUCAUGGCUUUUGGCUUCUUCCUCGUCCUGUUCUUUGUGCCCGAAACGGCUUAUCGAAGAGAUCAUUCCUUGGAGCUGGAUUUACUUUCGAAUGAUUCUAGUGACGCCAUUAACACACCACCGGUUUCUAAUGAAGAGGCAUUCGAGGAGAAAACUGCUCAUAUGACUCCUACUCCAGAGCAACCUAUCCCAUCCAAGGCCACCUUCAUGCAGAGGCUUAUGCCCUUCAACGGGCGUAAAACAGACGAGAGUUUCUUCAAGCUCCUCUUCCGACCCUUUCCAUUGUUCUUCCACCCAGCGGUGGUUUGGGCAUGCUUGCUUCAGGGCGUCAUCAUCGGCUGGACAGUUAUGGUGGGAGUUAUUCUCGCCCUAAUCUUCCUUGGACCGCCUUUAUUCUUCAAUGAAGAGAAAGCAGGAAAAAUGUACACUUCUGCAUUCAUUGGCAGUAUUCUGGGGCUCAUCCUAUCGGGCCUAUACACUGAGGGGGUGACAAGUUUCAUGAUUCGACGAAACAAAGGCAAAUAUGAACCGGAAUUUCGAAUCCUUCUCGUAAUUCCAACACUGGUGACUGCAACCAUUGGACUCUUCGGUUUUGGUAUUACGGCCAAUAAUAUCACCCGCUAUGGAUGGCUCAUACCAGAAGUCUUCCUCGCAUUUAUCAUUGUCAGCAUGGUCAUGGGAGCGAUAGCAUCUGCUCAGUACCUGUUGGACGCGCACCGAGAUAUUGCUGUUGAGGCUUUCACCAACCUGCUAAUUUUCAAGAAUAUGUUCUCCUUCAUAUUGGCUUACAACGCAUUCAACUGGGUUUUCGCCAUCAGAAUUCGACAACUGUUUAUUAUCUUCGGCAGCAUUGAAAUCGUCAUCUGUUUACUUGCAGUACCCAUGUAUGUCUACGGAAAGAAGAAUCGUGAAUACUUCCAUCGACACGAUCUUCUGAAGAUGACUGGUCUGCGGUAG